Alternaria arborescens is the source of this 720-nucleotide messenger RNA. RefSeq names its product 40S ribosomal protein. Gene Ontology annotation, molecular function: structural constituent of ribosome. NCBI's taxonomy places the organism in Eukaryota, Fungi, Ascomycota, Dothideomycetes, Pleosporales, Pleosporaceae. Gene Ontology annotation, biological process: translation. Gene Ontology annotation, cellular component: ribosome. The record is from RefSeq and is a predicted model, not a curated record. The transcript has 3 exons. Bases 1 to 720 code for a protein of 239 amino acids.
AUGAAGCUCAACAUCUCCUACCCCAACAAUGGAACCCAGAAGUUGAUCGAGGUCGAGGAUGAGCGCAAGCUCCGCGUCUUCAUGGACCGCCGCAUGGGUCAAGAAGUCCCUGCCGACAGCAUUGGCGACGAGUUCAAGGGCUACAUCGUCAGGAUCACCGGCGGUAACGACAAGCAAGGUUUCCCGAUGAAGCAGGGUGUCAUGCACCCAACUCGUGUCCGCCUUCUCCUCGCUGAUGGCCACUCCUGCUACCGCCCCCGCCGCACUGGUGAGCGCAAGAGGAAGUCCGUCCGUGGAUGCAUUGUCGGCAUGGACCUCUCUGUCCUUGCUCUCAGCAUCGUCAAGAAGGGUGACGACGAAAUUCCCGGCCUGACCGACAUUGUCCACCCCAAGCGCCUCGGUCCCAAGCGUGCCACCAAGAUCCGCCGCUUCUUCGGUCUCAGCAAGGAAGAUGAUGUCCGCAAGUUCGUCAUCCGCCGUGAGGUCCAGCCCAAGAAGGAGGGCGCCAAGCCCUACACCAAGGCCCCCAAGAUCCAGCGUCUUGUUACUCCUCAGCGUCUCCAGCACAAGCGUCACAGGCUGGCACUCAAGCGUCGUCGCGCGGAGGCUUCCAAGGAUGCUGCCAACGAGUACGCUCAGAUCCUUUCCAAGCGCAUCAACGACGCCAAGGCCGCACACGACGAGGCCCGCAAGAGGAGGGCGUCUUCCAUGAAGCACUAG